Messenger RNA from Trichomonas vaginalis G3, 285 nucleotides. RefSeq names its product protein of unknown function, DUF4106 family. The record is from RefSeq and is a predicted model, not a curated record. Lineage: Eukaryota; Parabasalia; Trichomonadida; Trichomonadidae. The transcript has a single exon. Bases 1 to 285 code for a protein of 94 amino acids.
AUGUGUCGAAUUCUUAAGAAGCUCAGACACUUUAACAUCUCAGUUGUCAUUUGUGUACAGACAGCCAAGAGUUUAAGUAAGGAUGUAAAGAGAAUACUUACUGACAUUGUACUUUUCCCCGGAUUGUCCGAAGACGAUUUCAUGGAACUUAUGAAAGAGUCCAUGGCAGGUAAGUUUGACAGACAUGAACUAUGGGAGAAGUACAAAGUCAUACAAGACCCUCAUACUUCUUUCAGAAUUCAUAUCUACGCAAACAAAGUUCAAAUUGUAAAAAGUCAAGCUUGA